GUGCCGGUCUCCGGAGCACGCUAAAUUUUUAAACAGUAGCGCUCGUACACACCCACACUCUCCGCUCACUCUAUAUAACUAACCACCUUUACCACACUCCCAACCAACACUUCCACCCAACACCAUUGCUGCUGGGCUUCACCACAACUCGGCCCUACCAACAGUCAAUAUGUCGUCCUUGUUUUCUCUUCAUAGCAGCUAAAUGGUAAACAGCAGUACGAUCAUAGCAAAUACACCAACCAAGAACAAUGGCUUCGCCUAAACCCCCCACCAUACAACUCUUCCUCAAACCGCACUUUUACGCUGGCGAGGCCACCCUCAUCGAUGCCACCGUCAUCUUUCCUCACAACGUAAUCAAUGCCAAAAGUGGCCCUAUUCUAAUCUACGACCUCUUCUACGAAAACGUUCCCUGCUAUGUACACACCGAACGCAGGGUCCGCGGCAUCGACAAGAUGGGCAGCGUGCCCUUUAUCUUUGUCGAUGUCAACAAGUACCGCCAGGACUGGCGCCCCGGCCGAGACAUUGUCGGCGACCUGAAGCUCGAGCUGCAGGUAUUUCCUCGCAAAGUCACCAAGGACACGCCCAUUGGCCCCCGUAUGGAUAUUCGCGCCGAUGGUGGCGGCCUGAUUGGCGCCGGCGCAUACUUUCUGCCCGCCAUAGCGAAAAAGGGCACUUACGAGUUUUCCGUCGAAUGGGAUCUUUCACUCGCUCCACCCGGCACACGAGCUGUCUGGACAUAUGGCGAGGGCCCGAGGCGCCAAACUCAUAUUGGCGACCAGGAUACGCUGAGACAGACGGCCUACAUGGUUGGGCCGAUCAAGUCAUAUCCCGCAGAGCCGAGCACGGACUCCCCGCCUGGGUUUUGCGCAACAUACUGGCUCGGCACGUUGCCGGACAAUCUGUACGCACAGCGUUGUUUUAAUACCGAGCUGUUUGCAAAAUUAUCACAUACGCUUGGAGUCCCGCAGGAUACAUAUCGCGUCUUUAUCCGCAAUGCUGCCACUGGCUACGGUGGCACGAGCUUCUCUCAAAGCUAUGUGCUAGACUACGAUGAGCGGGCACGAUCUGAAACUGCAAGUGAAUUGCAGCGCCUAUUUACGCAUGAAAUGAUACAAACGACCACGAUUUCCCAACAAACGUCUGAAGAAACCGCCUGGUUUGUCGAAGGACUACCGGCCUAUCUAAGCGCCUUUUUACCAUAUCGAUACGGUCUCGUAGAAGAAGACUACGUCCUGACCGAAAUCAACAAGACUCUUUCCAAAUACUACUCAAAUCCCAAGGCGCGCUUUUCUCUCGACGAGGCGCUCCGCGCUACAUAUACAGACUGGUACCUCAGCGUUCUUAUUUAUAGCCGCGGUUUUACAUAUCUACUGCUGCUAGAUUUCCGCCUUCGUGCAUUAUCCGAAACAUACGGUGUUAUGACACAGAGUCCGCUCGAAGACAUUGCCAUUGAGAUGCUUACGCGCCGGCGCGAACGGCAGCCGUUCAACAUGGAGGUCUGGUUCCGCGCGCUACAACGGUGGGCCGGCGAACGCAUCGACUAUAGAAAGGAAUGGGAGUAUUUUCACGCCGGUUCACUUAUUGACCUUACAAGCGCGUGGCUGUUUUCGCCUCAUAACCCAAUUGUACGCCGAGACUUGCCGGUUUUGGUGAUUGGCAUUGAUAUACUCCCCCGCGAGGGCGCACAGUAUAUUUCCGGUAUCACACGAGGCAGCCAGGCUGAAUUAUCUGGCAUCGAGCGCGGAGACCGCAUCAUCGGCCUUCAACGAGCCGACGUAUGUGCCGAUUUACCUGACGAGCCGUUCUGGGCCGUGGUAGACCGCGGCGGAAAGUUCAAGAAGAUCCAAUGGCAGCCACGCAGCGCGACAAAAGUCCCAGCGUGGACGGUGGAGAGUUUCCAAAAUUGAAUUUGACUAAUUGAAUCCCCAAAAACAUAUAUCUUUAGAGGGGCAUGACUGCAUUUUUAUCGCGAGUUUUCAGCUGAUGCGCUUACGUCGCCACGCACUUUUCUGGCAUCAUCAUCCUCAUUUCAUUUACAUAGCUCUGCUUUAAAAAAAUAUACCAAAUCUUUUAACUCACCAUC
[Torrubiella] hemipterigena is the source of this 2083-nucleotide messenger RNA. Lineage: Eukaryota; Fungi; Ascomycota; Sordariomycetes; Hypocreales; Clavicipitaceae. The record is from the annotation of a GenBank genome assembly.